This is a messenger RNA of Schizophyllum commune H4-8, 1655 nucleotides long. RefSeq lists its product as uncharacterized. NCBI's taxonomy places the organism in Eukaryota, Fungi, Basidiomycota, Agaricomycetes, Agaricales, Schizophyllaceae. Gene Ontology annotation, molecular function: protein binding. The transcript is spliced from 6 exons. The coding region runs from base 37 to 1458 and encodes 473 amino acids. The record is from RefSeq and is a predicted model, not a curated record.
CACUCAUCAGCGCUUUCUUGCCUUCGCCCACCAUCGAUGCAGCCGAAUGACGCUGCUCGUUGUGCCACCCGGCACGGCACCCACUAUCUGGACGACGGAGAUGUUGUCGUGCGCGUGGAGCACACGCUAUAUCGACUUCAUUCCUUCCACCUCCGGCGGUCAACCACUUACUUCAAUGGGAUGCUCGCGACCGACGACUCGGACGCUACCAAGGACGGCGGUAGCGAUGAGCAUCCACUUGUCCUUGAAGGAGUGGAGUCGCUCGAUUUCGAACACUUGCUCUGGUUCUUCUACGAAUCUGCUUACAAGUGGUCGGGCAUUAUUGAUCACCACCUAACGCCCAAGUGGGAGUCAGUCUUGCUGUUGGCAGAGAAGUUCAACAUGACCCAAGUCGCAAAAGUGGCAUGCUACGCGCUAGGACGAGCCGGAGUACUCAGCGACGUGCGCAAAAUUGCCCUCGGUGUGAAGCAUGGUCUAGGAGAAGACUGGAUACUUGAAGAGCUCAAGCGUAUUCUGACACGCGACUCUCCUUUCUCAAUCGAAGAAGGUCGGGAGCUUGGUUUAGAUACGGUCGUCAUUCUCGCCGCUUCCCGCGAGACGAGAGCUCUCCAGGCGGGAGGACUUUGCGCGACGGGUCAUUGCCCAGAGUGUCAAGAUAUGAUGGCCAUCAGCUGUGCCAAUGGCUGGCACACGUGCCAAAAUGGCUGUAUGAUGAUUGAAUGCCCACGACAAGGAACCGUGACUCUGGACGUUGCUCCUCUAGUCCAAGAUACAGUGCUCCCCUCUUUGCCGUGUUCGCUCCAGCACUCACCGACUGGCGCCGAGGAGGUGCUCACUUACCGCAAGAACUUGAGAUACGAUUUCUUUGUAAAGCUGGAGUCCACAGUCCUUGGCGUCCACUCGUAUCAUCUGGAGAGGGCGUCCUCGGUCUUUGCAGACAUGCUCGCUCUACCGACUGACGGCGUGUCGCGGGAAGGGAAAACUCGAGAUCACCCGCUGGUCCUUGAUACUAAGCUUCGUUACUUCGAAAGCCUCCUCUGGUUCCUGUACGAUUCACCAUACCAAUGGUCCUCCAAACCGAACACCUCCGUAUCUCCCAGAUGGGAAGACGUCCUCAUUGUGGCCGAUAUGUUCAACAUGGAGGAGGUUUGCCGCGUCGCUACAUACGCCCUGGACCACAACGGCAUGCUUCCCGACAUCCGAAGAAUAUCUCGCUGUGUCCGUCACAACAUCGAUAAAGCAUGGGCUCUCGACGCCAUCAGACGCGUCUGUAUACGCGAGCAGGCCUUGAACAAAGAUGAGGCGCGCGAAGUGGGGCUAGACAUGGCUAUGCUUAUUGCGUCGGCACGAGAGGCUGCGUAUAAAGCCUCUGGUGGCAGGAUCUCUGCGUUUGUCCCUGUCAUUGGCGAUGUUAUCAAGAAUGCACUUCUCGAAGGUCGAGAACAGCAAGAUAUGUAGGCGACGUGUACAGUGCUGGUCUUGAACAUCUGUACGGCACGCCGGAUGGAAUGUGACGCCGAUUGAAAGACCCUCACAACGCUUGAUACGAGUGCACAGAGCGAUAUAGUAUUAGGUCCGGUUAUACUGGACAAGAAGGGCUAUGAUAGUACGCUAAUGACUGACGCGGCUCUUCAAUGAAUGUCCGUUGACCUCCG